CCCGAUUAUGUUAUCUCAUCACUGCACUUUCACACAACUGAACUCACUCGCCGGAGCUUCAAAAUUCAACCUUACCAAUGGACGUUCUUCUUCCCUCCACUUCCUUUCGCACCGUUAAUCUCAAGUUGGAAUCCUUCCGUACAUUCUUCUCAACAAGUCGGAACCGUCGCUUUUCCGACACCCUGAAAUGUCGCCGAAAAACGACCUCAACUGAGCUCCAGGCAACCGUCGACGUCGCCGCCCGGGCUGACAGCGGUUCUCCUUCUAUUCCAUCUCAUAAGGUCACCGUUCACGAUAGAGAGAGGGGCGUUGUUCAUGAAUUUGUUGUUCCUGAGGACCAGUACAUAUUGCACACUGCUGAAGCCCAGAGCAUAUCUCUUCCAUUUGCUUGCAGGCACGGUUGUUGUACUAGUUGUGCUGUUCGAAUUAAAUCAGGCGAAAUUAGACAGCCAGAAGCCCUUGGAAUAUCUGCUGAAUUGAAAUCAAAGGGGUAUGCACUUCUUUGCGUUGGUUUCCCAUCAUCGGAUGUAGAAGUAGAAACUCAAGAUGAGGAUGAGGUAUAUUGGCUUCAAUUUGGAAGAUAUUUUGCUCGAGGACCAAUUGAGAGAGAUGACUAUGCUCUAGAGUUGGCCAUGGCUGAUGAGUAAACUAUUGAUCCUGGAAGAUCUAUGAACAGAGAAAUGACUGUAAGAUUCCUGUAGAGGAGCAUUACUCUGCUCAACAUCAUCUUCUUUCUCUAUUUCUAUGUUCUAUGACUGUUAAUAUCCUAUGAGAAUGAAAUUAUUACCCUAAUGUUGUUUUUGACACAUCUUUUUUAUAUACUAAGCUUCUCCGCUUUUUCCUGGUUGAUGGGAAGUUCGUGUACUUCUUGAACUCUAAAAGUGAACUUUGUUUAUUUUGGUGGAAUGCAUAUAUCUAUCUUUUAUGUGGGGAA
Molecule: messenger RNA, 934 nt
Organism: Cucumis sativus (cucumber)
Lineage: Eukaryota; Viridiplantae; Streptophyta; Magnoliopsida; Cucurbitales; Cucurbitaceae
Product: ferredoxin C 2, chloroplastic
Exons: 6
Coding region: 78-647 (189 amino acids)
Biological process (GO): electron transport chain
Molecular function (GO): electron transfer activity; 2 iron, 2 sulfur cluster binding
Source: RefSeq, a predicted model, not a curated record